GAUGCUGCAGAAUUACGGCAGCCUCCGCCUGCUAGGCCUUGUGAUUGCCAAGCCGGAGCUCAUUUCCUGGCUCGAAAAAGGGGAAGAGUUGUAUGAGGACUUCCAGGAGAGGGGUGCCCCGGCCCCCUUCAUUGGAGCGUCUCUUCCCCGAAGGCUUAGAGCCUGUUUCCUCACAGGGGCCUGAAGCUGUUUUUCUGAAUUCCAGCAGUGCAGAAUAUACUCUCCGUCCAUGGCAUCUCAUUGAUGCUCUCAUCCUCUACCGCCUGCUUGGGUUUCUUAUAAAAGCAGCUCAGAAGAGAGUUACCCUUCCCGGGAGAUCAGGUGUACAUCAAGAGAGCUCCCCUGAAACAUUACAGAAAAACGAGAAUCACAAGCAAGGAGGAACCACUCAGUCACCCAGAAACGAUCCAGAGCCAGGGGAGGCUCGUGUAACGAAGAAAAAAGGCUACAGAUGCUACGAUUGCGGGAAGCUCAUUGGCAGCAGGACGAACCUCUCUACUCACAAGAAGAUCCAUGCAGGUUUGAGGCCCUACAAGUGCCAUGAAUGUGGGAAAACAUUCAUUCGGAGCACUCACUUAACCGUCCACGGACGAGUCCACACUGGGGAGAAGCCCUACCAGUGUAAAGACUGUGGGAAGCGGUUUAGUCAGAAGGCCAACCUGUACACCCACUUGAUCACCCACUCAGGAGACAGGCCCUUCCAGUGUGCCGAGUGCGGGAAGCGGUUCAGCCAGAAAAUAUACCUCACCCUGCACGAGAAGCUGCACACGGGAGACAAGCCUUACCAGUGUGAGACGUGUGGGAAGAAAUUCAUCUCCACAAAAGUCCUGCGGAAUCACCAGAAGUCUCACUUAGGGCCUUUUCCCUGCGCUCACUGCGGGAAGAAAAUCCAGUCAGCAGCAGGCUUGAAGGUGCACCAGCGGCUUCACACCGGGGAGAAGCCCUUUGUGUGUGCCAGGUGUGGGAAGGGGCACGCCAGCACCAACCUGCUGAACUACCACAUCAAUCGAUGCCACUUGAAAGAGCAGCUCUACCAGUGCAGCUACUGUGAGAAGCGCUUCUGGCAGAAGUCGUCGCUGACCUCCCACCACAGAAUCCACAGUGGGGAGAGGCCUCACAAGUGUGCCGAGUGCGGGAAGGGUUUCCGCCGCAGCAGCGUCCUGAAGAAGCACGCAAGGACUCACACGGGGGAGAAGCCCUUUUCCUGCACCGAGUGUGGGAGGAAGUUUACCACAAAGUGCACCCUGAAGAACCACCAGAAGAUCCACACGAGGGAGAAGUCGUUUCAGUGCCGCUACUGUGGGAAGAAAUACCGGUAUAACAUUUUGUGCCAGAGACACGAGGAGAUGCACACGGGCCAGCGGCCGACAUGCCUUCAGUGCGGGAAGGUGCUGCGCACCGAGAGGGAGCUCUUGAUACACCAGCGAAUCCACACAGGGGAGAAGCCCUUCCAGUGUCCCCGCUGUGAAAGGGGCUACCAUCGGAAGAACGAUUUGGUGAAGCACAUGAAGAGCCCGUGCCCGGAAUGAGCCGUAGGUAGAUGCAGUGAGAAAACAUGGGGGAAAUGCUUUCAGAACACAUAGGAAGAAAAUAUGCUGAAAAAUCCUGUGGUCUGUUUGUGAGAAAGGAAACUCUGAAGGUGGAGGGUUUUUUAAAGCCUUUUAAAAAUGUAAUUUUUAUUUUUCCAGGAUAUAUAAAAAGAUAAAGAGGAGACAGAGACAUAUACACAAAUGUUUUCUAUUAUGUGCCGAAGACUCCUUUCAGCCUAAUUUUUGAAUAAAUCAUUAAAUGUUGCCAUCAA
Messenger RNA from Python bivittatus (Burmese python), 1801 nucleotides. Lineage: Eukaryota; Metazoa; Chordata; Lepidosauria; Squamata; Pythonidae. The record is from RefSeq and is a predicted model, not a curated record.